AUGAAUCCCUGUUCCGUGGCAGUUCCGCAACAAGAUACUGAUGGUGAUGGACGUUGGAAUAGCAUCCACAAUAGAUUCCUUUCGGAUGCAAAAGGAAAGGAUGGUGAUGUUAUAUUCAUCGGCGAUUCUAUACUACAAGCUUUAGAACAUACGGAAGUUUGGAACCAAUGGUUUGCACCACUUCACUGCCUUAAUUUUAGUAUAUACAAAGAUCAAACUCAAAAUGUUUUGUGGCGUAUAAGAAAUGGGGAGCUUGAUCAUGUUGACCCGAGAGUUAUAGUUUUGCAUGUUGGAACAAAUAAUGUUGAGCACACACCUGAGCAAGUAUGUGAAGGAAUCUUAGAAAUAGUUCACACAAUAAGAGAAAAGCAUCCAAGUGUUUAUAUUGUACUACCUAGUCUACUUCCUAGAGGACAAUAUCCAAAUGUAUUAAGAGACAGGAACUCAAAAAUUAAUCAGCUUUUGAAAGAAAAAGUUGCUAAUAUGAAUAAGGUUGAAAUGGUGUCAAUAGAUAAAGGGUUUAUCCAAAAUGAUGGAACAAUAAGCCAUCACGAUAUGCAUGAUUACUUAAUACCGACUAAUGCAGCUUGCAGGAAGGCAUUUGAACCUGUUUAUGAUCUCUUACAACAAAUUUUAUCAGAAGGUGAAACCGAAAAGGAUUUGACACCCUCAGAAUAA
Molecule: messenger RNA, 678 nt
Organism: Danaus chrysippus (African queen)
Lineage: Eukaryota; Metazoa; Arthropoda; Insecta; Lepidoptera; Nymphalidae
Source: the annotation of a GenBank genome assembly